AUGGCGCCGAAGCGAGCGAAAAGCACGCCGACGUUUGCGUCGUGUAUGGACGCGGGCGUGGACCAGGAGGAGCGUGGCGAGCGCCACGUCACCGGCGCGAAAGCCCUUCGGCAUUACGAGGCCGCGUACGCGCACUAUGUGCAGGCCAAAGAAUUGGCGCCCCGGUCGAUGGAUGCGUGGUACAAUGCGGCGCGCGUGCAGUACGUGCUUGGCUCAUCGUUCUACAUGCCGCCCGAUGCGCACGCGGCACUUACGCGGUCGCUCGACAUGUACUUUGGCGCGCUCGAGCGUGCGCCGCCGGACCUCGACGGGGUGCCCGACGCCGGGCGUCUCGAUGUGCUGUCCAACUGCGCGUACGCCUUCCAGUCGCUUGGAGAGCUACAGGACACAUUUCCCUCUGACGAUGCGUCCCUACUCGAGGCGUGGGCGGCGCACGUAGAGCGGGUCGGCGGCACGCGUACAGGGAGCGUGCCCAGCGCGCUGUUCAGCGCCUCGAUGCGUCUCUUUGAGAUGACGGCCGACGGGCAGCACGCGGUGCUUGCGUCGCAGUCGCGUGCCGCGCCGUCGUUUCCGGCGCACGCGUCCGACGACGACGAGAUGUACACCUCGUCGCUCGUCGCCCCUGCCUCGCUGCUCGAGACGUGGAGCGACCAGUUGUCGUGCACGACUGCGAUGCUCGGCCAGGCGCUCGAUGCAGCGGCGCUCGAAACGGCGUUGCAGUACGCACAGGCGGUCGUCGCGCGUGCACAGGCCUAUGUCGCGUCGCUCCCCGACGGCUUUGGCGCAGCGCAGAGCCCCGAGGGCGAGUGGGACGACGAGCUUUCGGCGCUACCCUGGAACGAGCUCGCGGUGCGCGCCGCGGCCGCGCAGCGUGCAGCCGAGCUUGCGCGCGCCGCGCACGAAGUAUGGCCCAUGCACGAUGCCGACGUCGCGAUGGUCGCGCAGCUCGAGGCGGAAGUGAACAGCCUUGCCGCACAGCUGCUCGUCGAUGCGCCGCCUCCCCAGUCGCUUACGUCGGUGCGCGGCGGAGGUGAGGCGCAGCACAAGUAUGAGCGCGGUGUGCAGCGUCUAUGUGAUGUAGCGGACUAUGCACAGUCGCUGGCCACGAUCCGCAUCCACCAAGCGACGUCGGACGCGGCGGACGCGGCGUGGGCACUUACCGGCCUCGCAACGCGGUGCCUCAAUACCGCCGCCUCGGCCAUGGAGCCGGCCGGGAAAGGCGCGAGCUCCGCAUCGGUCACGUCCGCGGCGAGCCUCGCCGUGCCCGGUGCGCCGUUUGAGUGGAUUGCGAUGGACCGCGGCACAGCGCCGGUCGCGGGCGCCACAAACACCUCGACGAGUGUGUCCCGUACCCGUGCUUCGGUGUACGCAAGCCUCGCCCAGGUCGCCCUGACCCGCUGUGAUGCUUCCCUCUUGGAGCAUUCGGCCCUUGCGGCAGACGCCCACGGACGGAUGCUGAUGAAUGCACGAAUCUAUAUACGCCGAGCGUUGGUGGACCAUGGCCUGGCCUGGGUCCAUCACAUCCGCACAAAGCCGAAUGCGCCCGGGGCGCUCUAUGGGCGUGCGCUGGGCCAUCGCCCGCCCGAUGGCUGGGAGGGUCUGGCGCAGGACGCCGAGCUCCUCAUGACCUAUGUCCGGUCCCUGUUCCUGUUGGGCGUCUAUGAAUCCGCCCACAGCCCAGAUGCACAUGCCGCCAAGACCCUAGCAGAACUCGAGUGCCUGGGCGGCGGCGUUUGUGUGCAGCGGCUGCGGGCUGCCCUGGGCGAACCCACUGAAACGCACGCCGAGCGCCGCUUUUGGCGCGAGGUCUGGCUUCCUACGCAAGCGCAGUCGGCGGGUUACCCUGGUUUGCCAGGCGGCCUGCUCUGA
Messenger RNA from Malassezia japonica, 1869 nucleotides. RefSeq lists its product as uncharacterized. NCBI's taxonomy places the organism in Eukaryota, Fungi, Basidiomycota, Malasseziomycetes, Malasseziales, Malasseziaceae. Gene Ontology annotation, molecular function: protein binding. The transcript has 4 exons. Bases 1 to 1869 code for a protein of 622 amino acids. The record is from RefSeq and is a predicted model, not a curated record.